This is a messenger RNA of Rotaria sp. Silwood1, 1419 nucleotides long. The record is from the annotation of a GenBank genome assembly. Lineage: Eukaryota; Metazoa; Rotifera; Eurotatoria; Philodinida; Philodinidae.
AUGAAAAGAAUGAUGGUAACCAAUUUUGAGUGUUUACCUGAUGAUGUUCUUUUUGAAAUUUUUGGUUAUUUAUCUCCUGUUAAUAUUCUUCAGUCAUUUUUUUCAUUGAAUAAACGUUUUUCAACAAUCCUUAUAUAUCAAUAUUUGUGGCACAUUCAUAUUGAUGAUAGUACGAUGUCAUUAACGAUGUUCAAGGAUUUUUGUCAAAAUGUCUUAAAAUUAGUAGGACGUCGUGUUCUCUCAUUACGUAUUAGAUUAAAUAAUUUUAUUGGUGGAUGGUCACUUGUUUCAUCAUCUCUAAAAAAUCAACAAAUAACAUUGCUCCGACAUCUUCAUCUGAUCGACAUUAAACCACACGAAUUUGAUAAAUUAUUGUAUGAUCGUUUAGUAUGUUCACAACUACCUAAUCUACGAACUUGUCGACUACCGUUUGAUUUUUGUCCUACACAACGUUAUCAUUUACCAGAGUUCUCAGCACCACCACUAAUGACUUUACCUAAUCUUUCUAAUACAGUUCAUCUUCAUACAUUAACCACUGGUGUAAACACAAUACGCUUUUUAGAGCGUUUAGUAACGUGCAUACCUUCGAUUCAAAAUCUUUCUGUUGGUGUACAAGAUUCAAUAGUUUUUGACAACGAUGAAUUUGAUUUAAUUCCAUUACCUGUUGCUGUUGAUGGUUUCCUUCUUCCUCGUCUAUCUCGUCUGAGCAUGAGUUGUAUGGAUAAAAGAAGUUUUCAUAGAGCAGUUGCUCUUUUAUCAUCUAUGUUUAUUCAACUUACUCAUCUAUCACUAAAAUUAUUUGCAUGUACAUCAAUCUCUGGUCCUUUGUUCAUAUCAGGUGACACUAUUCAAAAAUUAUGUAUCGAUCGUCUCAAAACAUCGGCCACCUAUACUCUUAAUCUAUCAAUCUACGUGAAGAAUGACUUGGAAAAAAUAAUUUUCAAUUCAUUUUUGAAAGCUCCAUUUACUCGUCGAGAACGACUAAAGGUGUUGAUCCAAAAAGGUGAUAGUUGGAUGACUGGUGAUGAUUGUUAUGAUCUUGUAAUACAAUCAUUUGGUAUACACGAUGGUAUGUUAACAUCGCGUAAAGCUAAAGAUGUUUGCAUGUUACUCUGCAAUCGAUUUCCUAAUUUAAAAGAACUUUCGUUAACUAUCUAUGAAUCAUGGGAUUUUAGUACUGCGAGUCCAUCGUAUCUUGCUAAUUAUAAUAAUGAAUCUACAAAACGUAUUGUUAAUCUUAUUCAUUUCCUUGUUGAUCAUUUACAACAACUUGUUUCGUUUCAUAUGAAUUUUAUCCGUUCGAGAUCAUGUGAAACACCUUGUUUUCCACAUUUAAUUCGACGACAACUACAUGAAUGGCUACUUAACCGACCUUAUCGAUUACGAUGUUCUACGGAAGAAAUUCAAUUAUGGCUUUAA